CAAGACGGCACUGACAAUGUGGAAAACGCCUCGAGCAUUAACCGAGAUGACGGUGAUCAAAAUAACAUCUCUGCUUUGUCGAGUACUCCAUUGGUUCACAAUGAAGAAGACAUUGCCACUUUGCAAGCAUCAGUCGUCGACGACAAUCGUAACGAGCCAAAUGCGUCACUAGUAGACGACGAAGGUAGUACUCCUUCGAUCGAUGACAACGAUAGCUGUGACGUACCUAAGGCUGCAUCAGUAGAUGAUGACGAUAGUUUUGACGUACACCGGCCAUCUUCGGACUUUGACGAGAACGACAAAAUAGAAAAUGCCAAUACGGAGAACUCUCGAAAUGAUGAACAAGAAAACGACAAGAGUGCAGACAGUGAUGAUGGUGAUUGUGGGCAGAACCUGACUGUAGUCGACGACAACCGUGCACAAUCGGCUGGCCACAGUAAAAAUAAAAAAAAAAGCAAAGUUGAUGAAAUCAGCAGAGAAACACAACGGUUAAUUGCUGGCGAUGGACACGUUCGACUGCCAUAUCACAAGCCCAAACAAAAAUCGCUAGGCGAUUUCUUAGGCCGACGAAAGCAUUUACUUGCUGAGGCUUCAGUUACUGGUUCACAUAAACAACUAAGACGAGCGUGGGAAAUGAUUGAACGUAAAGAACGCAAUGUGCAUAAAUUUUACAAUGAUGAUGGAGUAGUGGACGACCAAGACAGUGACGGCGAUAACCCAAAGGACAAAGAUCAAUUAGAUACGCUAGACAAAAAACCUGUUGUCAAUAAAUUUAUGUUGAGCAAAUCGACCCUGUCCGCCUCCGUGAAGCUCACUUGUAACGACAAAGAUGUACUUGUGUCACAGUCACUGUCAUUCAAGAGUUUUGCCGACGACAAUGGCGACGAAGGGCUAAUUGUCAUUGACGAUAGUUGCAAGUCCGAUCCAAAAAAGCGUACCAUCAAGAAAAACCUAUCUUCUCAUUCGGCGGCCAGAUCGCACGUGUUGAAACAUGACAUUUGGAAACGUGUGCGUGCCGCUCGUGAAGCCGGUUUGCGGGAAGUACAGAGUGACGAUGAAGACGAAGAAGAAUAUCUGUUGAAAGACGACAACAAAAAAUCUGAUUAUGAAGACAAAGCUGUGAUGGACGAAGAUGAAGAAACGUACGACGACAAUGAAGAAGAAGAGGAGAUCGACGAAGAAGAGUUGAUGGAUGACGAUUAUAGUGAACGUAAGAAAAACAAUAAGAAUAAGAAAAACGGUUUUAUUGAUUUUGAAUGUGAAGUGGACAGCGCCGAGGACGUUAGUGAUUCCUCGGAGUCCGAUGUUGAUGAUAAUGAUGAAGAUAAAAUUGAUGCUGUCAAGAAAAACCCGCUGGACAGCAGCGACAGUGAUAGCAGUACCGGUAUUAAAACUGGAGUGUGGAAAAGUUUAAUGUCUCCCGAGUCUGCAGGACCCGUCGAAGAUGGUCGUUCUUCAAAAAAGAAGCGACGAGCUGUUGUGCUGUCAGACAGUGAUGACGAUGAGGGUAACCUAUCGGAACCUUCAAAGCUGGAUGCUUUGCCAAUUUUCGAUACCCAAAUGGCGUCCACCCAACAGUUAUUCGACUUGUGUUCGGGCAAAGAGUUUUGUACACAACAGACAAACUCUGAUGCCGCCAGUGUGCACGGCGGUUCGUCGGACGGUUUUGUAUCAGACGUACCCGGCGAAAGCGACAUAGAGGACAGCGAUGCCGAAGACCAACCCAACGACGGUGGCGAUAGUGUCGGUAAAGCUGGGAUUGAUGACGUCAACGAUGGUACCGAUAAUGAAGAAAACGGUAAUGAUGAUGACGGAGAGCUAGGGGACACGGAAAGCGUAGACGGGGAAAAUGCAAAGAUAACAGAUUUCUUCGACGACGAGGCUGAAUUGUCGGAAGACGAGGAGGGCGUGUGGAACGACGAAGACGAUGAGGAAGAUGAAGAUGCAGCCAACGAGGAGGAUCUCAAGAUGAUAGUCAACGACAAUGGUGAAGUGGACGAAUCGAUUCGCGAUUCUCUCGGCAAAAUAUACAUGCGACAGAUGUUGGACGACGACAAGCGUCAAGUGGCCGAGCUCCAAGAAAUGCUACUCGAGGACGGUGACUUGCACAGCGACAUGGGUCGAAAACGAAAAUUCCAGUGGGACGACGGCGGAGAUGAAGCAGGCGCGUAUAAGAGACCGUUGUUUUCUUCUUCGGAGGGAGAAGAUGAUGACGACGACGACGACAACGACAAUGGUGAUAACGGAAAAUGCAAAAUCGACUCCGAAGCAGCUUGGCGAAAGGAGAGGCACGUUCGCGACUCUUAUUUGGCGACCGAGAACGACGACGAACAUGAUGAUGAUGAAGUCUGUCAGAACUUGACGGCUUUGGGCACCAAGAAAACGCACGUGAUCAAGUAUCAAGCCAACAAGACCGUGGUGGCCAAUACCAGUGUCACUAAGGUGUUAGCGGAGGUAGCCGUUGUCGAGACUACCGUUGUUCAAAACAAAGACCCCGUCAAACCUCCAGACCAAGUGGAAGUGCCUACUGUGGAAAUCUGUGUCAACAAGACUAACGGCCCUGUCGCUGCUGUCAAGGGGUCUUUCAUGAUGAGAAAGGGUAGCAACAGCAGGGCGGCUGCUGCGCUAAUGUUGGUGGACAGCAAGAAAAAGGCUAUGGGCGCCAGUAGCGGCACCAACGACGGUAAUACGGUAAAACAGUUGACUACCGCCAAAGCGACGGUGACCAAUCCGUUUGCGUACCUUAUCGGCGGCACUUCGACUUCAACAGAAAUAAAAACCACUACCAUGACCACCGUAUCGUCGUCGAGCGCAAGUGCACGACCCGAAAAUCUGAUCAGUCGGACCCGCCCAAAGAAAUCGGGCGGUCUGCUCAAGGCAUUCCUACCGUUAGAAUAAAGGUCACGUAAUUGCUGAUAGUCUUAGCGUUAUCGGCUACUCAAGACUGUACACUUAUAUUAACUAGAAUUUAUUGUAUAUAAUGUAUAUGUUAUUGCUCGGGCAUUUUUAUAAUAUAAUGUAUAUUUUAUUUUUAUAUUUUACUAUAACUUUACUUUUAUAUACAAACAUAUCGAGUCCACAAGUGACAUUUUUUUUUUACAGAAACGUUUACUGUCAUUAUCUGUCUUCUUUCUCACUGUCUAACCGUUGACGGCUAGGAUCGGACAUUGCUUAGCCGUUAUCCACUCGAGUUGAAGUGUAUUAAACAAAACUUACAGAGAAUUUCAAUUAACAUUAAUGAAUACGCACACCGUGUGUUUGGCAUAGACUUCUGAAGUAAUUCAUUGAUUUUUAUCGAGGGGUUCAAGGUGGAGUAAAUGAUUUUAAUACAAAUUUUUAGGACUAAAUCAAUAACUAUAAUAUAAUAUUUAAAUGUAACAAUAGUUUAAAACGGUACAUGUUAAAAAUAACUACAUAUUUUUUUGUA
This is a messenger RNA of Adelges cooleyi (spruce gall adelgid), 3427 nucleotides long. Its product is annotated as otolith matrix protein OMM-64-like. Gene Ontology annotation, biological process: mitotic DNA replication checkpoint signaling; activation of protein kinase activity; mitotic G2 DNA damage checkpoint signaling. The record is from RefSeq and is a predicted model, not a curated record. Gene Ontology annotation, molecular function: anaphase-promoting complex binding. The transcript has 16 exons. NCBI's taxonomy places the organism in Eukaryota, Metazoa, Arthropoda, Insecta, Hemiptera, Adelgidae. Bases 634 to 2898 code for a protein of 754 amino acids.